Molecule: messenger RNA, 867 nt
Organism: Ochotona princeps (American pika)
Lineage: Eukaryota; Metazoa; Chordata; Mammalia; Lagomorpha; Ochotonidae
Gene: CDC42SE2
Product: CDC42 small effector 2
Exons: 5
Coding region: 572-826 (84 amino acids)
Biological process (GO): regulation of Rho protein signal transduction
Cellular component (GO): plasma membrane
Molecular function (GO): small GTPase binding
Source: RefSeq, a predicted model, not a curated record
CGGGGCCAGGAAGAGGGGAGCGCGCCGGGUAGCGCAGCUGCGGGCGUGGGGGUGGCAGGAGCCGCGGAGCCGGCACCGAGAGCGGCUGCCGAGGAGCGGGCGGCCGAGACAAAGGCCACGGUGAGACCAGGUUUUGAGUCUGGAGUUUUGAGUAAAGCCUCCAAUCCAAAUGAGAAGAAACCUUCAAGGAACAACUGGUGACAGUCAAUGUGCAGAGUCAUCUGUGUGCCACCAAUGGGGUGUCGUCAACCCAGAGAUAACUGAAUGGAUGGCUGCAUUGUUGAGGGGUGACUACCUGCUGUAAGCUCUGGGUUCAAGACAACAAUUGUUACAUUUCCUGGUGAUGCAGGAGCAUGUCUCUGUAGAACCAGAAGCAAAGCAAGAAAGUGAUCUGUCCUUUUUGCUUUAACUUGUGGAAGAAACUUGACUUUCAGAAAAAAAGCACAGUAAAACAAAAUUAUUAUUUUGCCUUCAUUGGACAUUCAUCCUUUUGAGAACUAUACUUCGUGGCACCUUCUGAGUUGAACUUAGGAAUUCUUGCUGCUGCUAACCUGUACCUCGAACUCUAAGCAUGAGUGAAUUCUGGUUGUGUUUCAACUGCUGUAUUGCAGAACAGCCUCAGCCUAAACGGCGACGACGGAUUGACCGAAGUAUGAUUGGAGAGCCAACCAACUUUGUGCACACAGCUCACGUGGGGUCAGGAGACCUCUUCAGCGGGAUGAACUCUGUCAGCUCCAUUCAGAACCAGAUGCAGUCCAAGGGUGGCUACGGCGGGGGCAUGGCUGCCAAUGUGCAGAUGCAGCUGGUGGACACGAAGGCGGGCUAGUGCGGCUGCUCCCCGUGAGUACCCGGCGUCGACCACGCUGC